Molecule: messenger RNA, 1158 nt
Organism: Pyricularia oryzae 70-15
Lineage: Eukaryota; Fungi; Ascomycota; Sordariomycetes; Magnaporthales; Pyriculariaceae
Exons: 2
Coding region: 146-904 (252 amino acids)
Biological process (GO): translation
Cellular component (GO): ribosome; mitochondrial large ribosomal subunit
Molecular function (GO): structural constituent of ribosome
Source: RefSeq, a predicted model, not a curated record
AGCUUUUGGAGACGUCAAAGUACAACAACUUUUUGACUUGGGCUUGUGGAUUUGGACCUCGACCUCGAACUUGGACGUCGAGGCUCGCGACUGGGAGGCAACAUUCUGACCCAAACCUCCAUCGCUCGACAGCCACGAUAUAAAAAUGAACUCCGCCGCAAUAAUAACGAAGCGGCCGCUGAGCUGUCUGAAAAACAGUCUCCGAUAUGCCAGCCAGCAGAGGCCAAUCCGCCGACUAAUGGCAACCCAGGUCGUCACCGAUGCCGCCGCCACCACUACCACUACCACUUCUUCGGGAGCCCCGAAAUACUCGAGGGUCAGGCUCUCGCCACACACAAUUUACGGUGUCCCCAAAAGCCGGAGGAGCGCCAAGUUCCGCACCGGUUUCGCGGUGUACACGCCGCAGGUGAAGCGCCCCUCGACCACCGACCCGCUGGCGGCCUUUCACCAGAAGCAGAUCAAGGACAUGGACCCGCGGGGCGCGCGAACGCGGCUGUUUGACCGAGCCAACCGGGAGGGCAUCAAGGUCGGCGACGUGCUGAUGGUGACGACGCGCCGGUCCGUAGAGCCCUUCUCUGGCGUGUGCCUGUCGAUCCGCCGCGCCGGCAUCGACACGGCCAUCCUGCUGCGAACCGCCUUGACCAAGAUCGGUGUGGAGAUGUGGUUCAAGAUCUACAGCCGCAACGUCGUCGGCAUUGACGUCGUCCAGCGCCGCCCCAAGCGCGCCCGCCGCGCCCGCCUCACCUACAUGCGCCAGCCCAAGCACGACCGUGGCAACGUCGACGCCGCCGUCACCGCUUGGCGCAAGUCGCGUAACAUCCUGGGUUCCCGCAACAAGAGCGCAGAGAAGCCCGGGGCCAAGACCAAGGCAAAGGCAGGGGCAAAGGGUACCAAGAGGAAGUAAAUGGCCUUGCUGGGUGGAUGUGGGUGAAUGCUCAUAUGAGCUUGGGAUUGGGGUCUCUGGCACGUAGAUUCCAAGGCGAGUUUGCCUGCUGGUCGUUUAUCAAACCUGGCCCUGUCUGGAAAUCACAUUGAAUGGACUCGUGUAUUGCAUAUAUGAGGGAAAUGUACUAUCUAAAAACAUAGACAUACUGUAACAAAACACGAUUUGAAAUCCUUGUAAUGUCAGUUUUGACUGAAUCUUUUCAUAUGGUCGGU